Messenger RNA from Nomia melanderi (Alkali bee), 449 nucleotides. RefSeq names its product histone H2A-like. Gene Ontology annotation, molecular function: structural constituent of chromatin; DNA binding; protein heterodimerization activity. Gene Ontology annotation, cellular component: nucleosome. The record is from RefSeq and is a predicted model, not a curated record. NCBI's taxonomy places the organism in Eukaryota, Metazoa, Arthropoda, Insecta, Hymenoptera, Halictidae.
UCAUCGUUAACUCUUCUCGUAUAUCAAAUAAACACAAUCAACAUGUCUGGACGUGGCAAAGGCGGCAAAGUUAAGGGAAAGGCGAAGUCCCGUUCGAACAGAGCUGGUCUUCAAUUUCCGGUCGGUCGUAUCCAUCGACUUUUGAGGAAAGGGAAUUAUGCUGAACGCGUCGGCGCUGGUGCUCCAGUUUAUUUGGCUGCAGUAAUGGAGUAUUUGGGUGCUGAAGUUUUGGAGUUGGCCGGUAACGCAGCACGUGACAACAAGAAGACGAGAAUUAUUCCUCGUCAUUUACAACUGGCCAUCCGUAAUGACGAAGAAUUGAAUAAGUUACUUUCCGGAGUAACGAUUGCUCAAGGUGGCGUUUUGCCGAACAUUCAGGCAGUUCUUUUGCCGAAAAAGACAGAAAAGAAAGCUUAAUCGCAAUUUGAAGAACCAAACGGCCCUUUUCA